Messenger RNA from Cuscuta europaea, 10211 nucleotides. NCBI's taxonomy places the organism in Eukaryota, Viridiplantae, Streptophyta, Magnoliopsida, Solanales, Convolvulaceae. The record is from the annotation of a GenBank genome assembly.
UAUCGGGGAACAUUUUCCAUUGUUUUAUUAAUGAGAAUGAAUUACAAAAGAAAGGGGGACUAGGCCAACACCUUCCUAUAAAGGCAUACCUCUAAGAAAUAUGAACAAGGCAUGAGAAAGCAAAUGAAAAGAUAAAAAGGUGAAAAUUGGGGGGACUGUACCUUACCCAAUAAAAUACAAUGGGAAAAAUAAAAACCAGAUCUGAAUUAGGAAACCCUAAAAUUAGGCAACCCAUUCGCUUAAAGAGCAAUGGUUCCUCGAACCCGAAUAGGCAAGUGAGCAGCCAGGUAGAAAAUUGUUGGUCUUCCAUUUUCGUUCGCAAUUUGUGCUAUAUGAUGUGCAGCCUCGUUACAUUGUCUGUAGCAGUGCGAGAAGUUGAGAUUAAAACGCUUGGCAAGGCAAACGAUGGGAUUAACCAAGUGAGAGUAUCUCGGCUUAUCUGAGUUUCGUCGGAGAAGGGAAACAGCCGCAAGAGAAUCAGAUUCCACUUCCAAAUCUUUGAAACCACCCUCAGUAAUCCAGUGAAUCGCAACAAAGGUGGCCAUUAAUUCAGCUUCAAGAACCGAGGAAGCUUUGAGGGGGAAAGAUCCAGCCAAAAUAAAAGCACCUCAGACAUCUCUUAGGAUGGCACCACCAGCGGAAGAUUUAUGAUUAUAGGCAACAUCAACGUUCAGCUUAAAGGUUGAAGCUAGGGCCUGUUGUCUACACCUUUGCACAGGUGGAAAGAAUCUAGAGGAAGACGUGAAAUGGAAGGUAGACGUAUGCCGACAAGAAACAAUCCGGGGGGGCCAACACCGGUAGCUUCUAUUGGAGCUAGCCGGGCCGCAUCUCGAGGCUCAAGAGGUCGAAGAGGAGGCCGUGGAAGUCGUGGAGGUCGUGGGGGCGAUCGUGCCCAAACUGUGAGCGAGGGUCAUGUGAGUUCGAUGUAUGAAACUAACACCGAGAACCAUGACUCAACUUAUGUUCCCGAGACGGGACAUGAGGAGACCCCAUAUGACGGGGGUGAUUUCCACACCGAUGAUGAACACAAUGAUGAGAGCAAUGCCCGAUUUGCUCAAAUGGGGGAAUUGCUUGAGUGGUAUCAAAGGGAGAAACAAAGAAGGGACCUUAGGCGCCAAGCGAGGCGUGACUCUCAAAGAGGUUCGGGUCAAGGAAGCCGGGGGGCUUCAAGGGCCGCUGCAGGAGUGUCCCAAGGUGGGCACGAAGGAGAUUUUUGUGUUAGAAUCUCCAAGUACCUCAAAGAAGCAAGGGCUUUGGGGUGCAAAUCCUUUGACGGCACCGGAGAUAUCACCGUUGCCGCCGAUUGGAUAAAGAAGGUUAAGGAUGCCGCAAGAGACAUGCAAAUCACCCCCGACGUGAAGUUGACUAUUGCUUCACGCUUGCUUGAAGGAAUGGCUUCUACAUGGUGGGAAGGUGUAGAAGGAAAGUACCGCGGGACAGUCUCAUGGGAAAAUUUUGAGCAAGAUUUCUACGCUCAAUACUACUCCGACUACGAGGUAAAUGUGAAGCGUAGGGAAUACACAAAUCUCAAGCAAAAGGAAGGUACCACAGUUAAACAAUUGGAGCAAGAGUUUAGAACCUUGGCUAGAUUCUUACCUGAGUAUGCGGCCGAUGAGGACCGCAUGACCGAACACUUUUGGGACGCUUUGUUGUUGGACAUCCGUGAUCGGGCCACAUACUCACGUAACAUGACCUUUAGUGAGGUGGUAGAGCAGGGUCUUCUUGGGGAAACCCAAUGGAAUGAGAGAAAGGCAAGAGACACCGAGGAGGCGAAGAAGAGGAAAUGGAGCAAUCCGGGGCAACCCGAUCAAUCGUGGAAGAACAACCACGGUGGUGGUGGUUCACUUAGACCCCCGGCGCCACCGACAAAGAAGAAUAAAGAUGCAAGGUGGCACGGACCUAGGCCACAGAAUUCGGGGGCACCUAGAUGCCCCCAAUUGCACCAAACAGCACUUUGGGAAGUGCAAUGAACCACCGAGGUGUUUCAAGUGCGGGAAUGCGGGCCAUAUGAAGGCCAAUUGCCCUCAAUUGACACAAGGAAAUGCAUCGGAAACCGGAGGAGGGGCCAUGACAGGGAGGAACCGUGCAGGACCGUCACACGGUGGCACGGGAAGAGGCGGUGCGUCAACGAGCAACGCCGCAUCCGUUAACCAAGGCGGGGCCCAAGCAAGGGUCUACGCGAUGACCGAGGCCAAUGCUCGGGCCAACCCUGACUCCGUUGCAGGUAAUCCCUUGUUAAUGCUUGAUAAAAUACGUGUAUUAAUGUGUUAAAAGUGAUGGCGGGGUUUUACGGGCCGGCCGGUGACUUUACCGGUCGGUUUCUAAGUAAAAGGAGCAAGAGAAAGGGGAAGGGGGUGCCCAGGGCCCAACCGGCGCCGUUCCCCGGCCAACUGGCGCCGGUCGUAGCGUCCAAAAUGCUACUGGCAACCACGCACGCGUGCGUGAGAAGGGACGCACGCGUGCGUGAAAAGGGACACACGCGUGCGUCCCCCAUUUUUGAGCCAACCGGCGCCGUUCGUUGCGUUAAAACACUCUUUUACCCUACUGCCACCCACACACGCAUGCGUGGGAAGGGACGCACGUGUGCGUACCCCAUUUCCGACAAAAAAAAACGGCCCAACCGGCGCCGGUUAGGCCCAGAACCGGCGCCGGUCCAAUCCAAUUUGGAAAAACAAAUUUUUUUUAGCCCGUUUCUGAUUCGGUACUUCGAGUAGGGUGUAUUACAUCAUCUGUAAAUGUAGGAACACUCUUGAUCAAUGGAAGAAACGCAAGAAUUCUCAUUGAUACCGGGGCGCAACGUUCUUUCGUGAGCGAAGCGUUUGCCGAAGGUCUUGACGUGCCAUUGACGCCGAUGACUCAGACCUUGUUAGUCUCCACACCGUUAGGAGAUGAUGUGGAGAGGGACCACUAUUAUGAAUCGUGUGAGGUAGAAGUGACGGGUCAACCCUUGACUUGUGAUUUCGUACCUCUAAGUAUGUUGGAGUUUGAUGCGAUCCUAGGGAUGGAUUGGCUCGAAAAGCAUCAUGCUAGAGUUGAUUGCUACACCAAGGUCUUAGAGCUUGAGGAUGAUGAGGGAAACACCAUACGAUUCGAGGGAGAUCGAGGGAGAUCUCAAAGUUGUAUCAUAUCCGUGAUGAGAGCACGGAAGAUGAUAAAGAAAGGUUGCCACGCGUACCUUGCUUACGUGGUAGAUGAGACAAAGAAGGAGGUCGACAUCAACGAUGUACGUGUCGUGUGUAAGUACCCGAACGUCUUCCCCAAAGACUUAUCGGGGCUUCCACCCGAUAGAGAGAUCGAGUUCGUGAUUGAAGUUGAGCCGGGAACUAAACCCAUUUCGAUUCCUCCUUAUCGAAUGGCACCGGCGGAACUUCAAGAGUUUAAAGUCCAACUACAGGAGUUAUUGGAUAACGGGUUCAUUAGACCUAGUCAUUCACCGUGGGGAGCACCGGUACUCUUCAUGAAGAAGAAAGAUGGUACACUAAGAAUGUGUAUAGAUUACCGACAGUUGAACAAAGUCACGAUCAAGAAUAGGUAUCCUUUACCGAGGAUUGAUGACUUGUUUGAUCAACUGCGGGGGGCUAUGGUGUUCUCUAAGAUUGAUUUGAGAUCGGACUAUCAUCAGUUGAAAAUCAAAGAGAGAGACAUACCAAAGAGUGCUUUUCGCACUAGAUAUGGUCACUACGAGUUUCUUGUGAUGUCAUUUGGUUUAACCAAUGCACCGACGGCAUUCAUGGACUUGAUGAACCGUGUGUUCAGUGAGUACUUAGAUCAGUUUGUGAUUGUAUUCAUUGAUGACAUCUUGAUAUACUCGAGAGACGAAGAAGAACAUGCACAUCACCUAAGGCUUGUGCUUGAAAGGCUAAGAGAGAAGCAACUCUUUGCCAAGUUCUCAAAAUGUGAAUUUUGGCUUAAAGAGACUGGCUUCCUCGGACAUGUCAUAUCCGGAUCGGGCGUUGCGGUGGACAAUGCAAAGAUAGAAGCUAUCAUUGAUUGGGAACGACACAAGAAUGUGAAAGAGAUACAUAGUUUCCUUGGCCUAGCUGGGUACUAUCACAAAUUCGUGGAAAUAUUCUCCGUGUUGGCGUCACCACUUACGAAGCUCACGAAGAAGGGGACUAAGUUCGUAUGGGACGACAAGUGUGAGAAAGGGUUUCUUGAACUAAAGAAACGACUCACCGAGGCACCAGUUCUUGCUCUACCCGUACAAGGGAUAGGGUAUGAUAUCUAUAGUGAUACUAGCAUCCAAGGGCUUGGAUGUGUACUGAUGCAAAACGGGAAGGUAAUUGUCUAUGCUUCUAGACAAUUGAGGAAACAUGAGGUUAACUACCCUACCCAUGACCUGGAGUUGGGAGCGGUAGUGUUUGCACUAAAAAUUUGGAGGCAUUAUCUCUACGGGGAGACAUGUCACAUCUACACCGAUCAUAAGAGCCUGAAGUACGUAUUCACUCAGAAAGAGCUGAAUAUGAGGCAAAGGAGAUGGAUGGAGUUGAUCAAGGACUAUGACUUGAUCAUCGACUAUCAUCCCGGUAAGGCGAAUGUGGUGGCCGAUGCACUGAGUAGGAAGAGUACGUCGGGGGCGUUACUCACGUGCCUACAGGCAUCAAGGGCACGCGUGGAGGUGACCACGAGCGGGGCCCUCAUAGCAAGAUUUGAUGUUAGACCUACCUUGAUGGAUGAGAUUAGCAGAUGUCAGAGCAUUGAUGAAGAAUGUCAGAAGAUCCGCGAACGGAUCACUGCAGGACCCGUUUAGGAUUUUCGGGUACAGGAGGAUGGUCUUUUGUUGUUUAAGGAUCGUAUAUGUGUACCGAAGAAUGAAGAGCUCCAAAAGUCCAUACUAGAGGAGGCUCAUUCCUCGACUUAUGCUAUGCAUCUAGGGGGUACAAAGAUGUACCAAGACUUAAAGGAAAGUUAUUGGUGGUCAGGCAUGAAGAGGGACAUUGCAGAGUAUGUGAGUCGGUGCCUUACUUUUCAGCAAGUUAAGGCAGAGCAUCAGCACCCGGCAGGGCUUUUGCAGCCACUUACCAUUCCAGAAUGGAAGUGGGAACAUAUGACAAUGGACUUUGUGGUAGGAUUACCACGGACGGUGAACAACUACGAUACAGUGUGGGUGGUGGUUGAUAGACUUACCAAGAGUGCACACUUUUUGCCUAUCAACAUCACUUAUCCCCUUGAGCGAUUGGCCAAGUUGUACACGGAGGUGAUUGUGAGGUUACAUGGAGUUCCAAUAUCCAUUGUCUCGGAUAGGGACCCACGAUUCACAUCCAGGUUUUGGCCAAAGUUCCAAGCAUCAUUGGGAAUUAAACUGAAGUUUAGCACAGCGUUUCACCCUCAGAUGGAUGGACAAUCCGAGCGGGUGAUACAGAUUUUGGAAUACAUGCUUAGGGCAUGUGCUUUAGAGUUCCAAGGGAGUUGGGACAAACAUUUGGCUUUAGUAGAGUUUGCCUAUAACAACAGUUAUCAGGCGAGUAUUGGCAUGCCCCCAUAUGAAGCAUUGUAUGGGAGGAAAUGCAGGACACCAUUAUGCUGGGACGAGGUUGGCGAGGCCAAACUCGAAGGUAUAGAACUUGUUGAGAUCACCAAGGAUAAGGUGAAGAUCAUUCGAGAUAGACUUAAGGCUGCCCAAUAUCGGCAUAAGAGCUAUGCCGAUAAACGACGUAGGUCGUUAGAGUUUGCAGUUGGGGAUGAGGUGUUUCUAAGGAUUUCUCCUUGGAAAGGUAUCAUCUGAUUCAUAUCGAGGGGUAAGCUUAACCCCCGAUACAUUGGUCCGUUCGAAAUCCUUGAAAGGAUUGGGGCCGUGGCUUACCGUCUCAAGUUAUCACCUGAACUUGAGAAGAUUCAUGACGUGUUCCAUGUAUCGAUGCUCAAGAAGUAUGUACGAGAUCCGUCACAUAUUCUUGAGAGACCACCAGUAGAGAUCCGAGAGGACUUACAAUAUGCAGUGGAACCGGUGAAGAUAGUGGGUCAGCAUGUAAAGAAGCUUAGGAACAAGGAGAUUCCUAUGGUGAAAGUACUUUGGAGGAGUGAUCGAGUCGAAGAAGAAACCUGGGAGACCGAGGUCUCAAUGAGGGAGCAAUACCCGUUUCUUUUCGAUUAGACACGUGAUUUCGGGGACGAAAUCCCAAAUAAGGGGGGGGGGGUGAACUUGUAACACCGUCUCCAAGUAUAUUUACUUUUUAGUAAAACAUGUAAUAAACCUUGAAUAAUGAUUUAUGAAUUUACGAGGUUGUAAAUUUUGUUGAUUACUUUGCGUGAAUAGUGAAUCGCACGCAGGCCUACAUCGGGAGCGGGGACCACCCGAUAACCCCCGGACCACAUAUUAUAUUCAUCUUGGUCUAGAUAAUAUUUAUAUGAUGGUACAUAUUUUAGUUGGGCCAUAGUAAGGGCAUAGGGUUGACCCGUUGGUCAAACGAGGCCCAAUUACCGGUAUUGGUAAUUUAUCGGAUAUCAGCCCGAAAUGAAUUUCGGAGACUUCUACAUUAAAGAUGGGGGAUUAAUAAUUAUUCUAAGGGUCCAUAGUGAUUGAAAUCGCACAGUAUAUUUUAUUUGACCCGAUAAAAUAAAGUAUAAUUAAAACAGUCCGAGAAAUACAACUUUCGGGGCCGAAUGUACAUUUCGGGACAAGUUGGGAUGACCUCCCACAUGAGUGGGGGCCAGCCCACGUUUUUUUGUGCUCAAGGUUGACAAAGAGGGGGUGCAUUAUGGGAGAGGAGUGGUUGAGAUGAAGAGCAUCUAAAUAAAAUAGGGGUGGGCCUUUCCACCCACACCACACAUGCUAUUGAGACAAAAAGGACACUCCCACCCUCUUCCCUUGAUCAGUUCGGCCAACCCACCCCAAUCAACAACAAGAACCCUCCAUCUAUCAUCCUCCAUAGCCAAGAACAAGCUCAAGCAAGGGUGGUUCAAAAGAAGGGGGAUUAAGAAGGAAAAAGUGAGGAAAACUUGGAUAAUUAAGGAGCUUGACUAAAGUGUUUCUAGAGUUCGCCGGAGUUUCGUCGGAGUUCGUCGGAGUUUCGCCGGAGUUCCUCGGAGUUUCGCCGGAGUUCCUCGGAGUUUCGCCGGAGUUCGUCGGAGUUUCGCCGGAGUUCGACUUAGAAGUGUAUAAUCUUUUUAAAGCUCAUUUGAGAGGAAAGUGAGAAAUUCCCAUCCUGUGAGGGGGUCCAAAUGAAAUUUUCAUGAUGCUGCUCUACAAAACUUAAACCAAGGGCAUGAGUCUGACAAAUACGCCUCCAGAUAGGAGAAUCAGUUCACAGCUUGACCUGAAGCUUGCUGAUAAGUGUUCAGAAAGUUGCUGAAGUUUAACAAAGUUCUGGCAUCACCAUUCAUGAAAAGUAGCAAGUCAUCAUCAUAUCCUAGAUGAGUGAUCAGUGGGGCACCUCUACUAACCAUGGUAGCUAACUGAGGAAUGCAGUUGAGGACUUGAUCAGAUAAUUCCUCAGAAGUAGGAUCUCCAUGGGCUGAGAAAAAUGUCUUGAAAUAGAAAGUAGCAGCUUCACCAAUUUGCUGACUGUCUGUAACCCAGGAUGACCGGUAGAAGGAUCGAAGGAAAAGAUUUGUAUAAAUUGACUCAAAUGCGACAUUUAGCUAUAGCGAAAGUCAUAUGCAUUGUUAUGUAUUGGGUUGGAUUGCGAAGACGGAACAAUGUGAAUCGUGUAAUGUCAUUGGAGGGAGAAAGGGUAAGGACUAUACUGUUCGAUGGGGUUGUAACUCAUGAUUCAGGACCUGGUAUUGUACGAUUGAGCGCAGAAGCAUUCAUGGGACUUUGUAAUAUAUUAGUUAGAUAUGGUGGUCUUCGACCCACAAUACGAGUUAACGUUGAAGAACAGGUAGCAAAAUCCCUAUAUGUGUUGGCACAUGGUGUGACCAAUCAGGCGUUACGUUUCUUUUUUGAUCAGUCUAAAGAAACAAAUAGUCGUCAUUUUCAUAACAUCUUGAGAGCUAUAUUAGAAGUGGAAGACAGAUUUCUCAUACAACCAAAUGGAUAUGAAGUUCCUGGAGAAAUAUUCAGCAACUCUCGAUACUAUCCUUUUUUAAGGAUUGUGUUGGGGCUAUUGAUGGAACACACAUUCAUGUAAAAGUGUCUCCUAAUGAAGCUCCUAGAUAUCGUGGUAGAAAAGAAAAACCUACAGUAAAUGUUUUGGCUGCAUGCUCAUUUGAUUUGAAAUUCACAUAUGUGUUAGCUGGAUGGGAGGGUACGACAUCUGACUCUAGAAUAAUCAAAGAUGCAUUAACAAGAGAAUAUCCUCUAAAAGUCCCGGAAGGAAAAUACUAUCUUGUUGAUGCGGGAUUCAUGUUGAAACGUUGUCUUAUAACACCAUAUCGAGGACAACGUUAUCACUUGAAAGAGUACUCCCGCUGCAACGUGCCACAAAACGCACGGGAACUAUUCAAUCUUCGACAUGCAGCGUUAAGGAAUGCGAUUGAGCGUGCCUCCAGAAGAGCGACAUUGUAGUGGUGAUGGUGACGGCUCCAGUAUAGGAGAAGCGAUUAGAGAUUCCAUAGCCGCAUCUAAGUGGGCUGAUUACAAUAUGUAAAACAUGAAUAGUUAUGUCCCAAACUAUGUGUUUUUGUAAUUUUUUUUUUGAACCAUUGAAUUAACUGCUAGUGUAAUAACUUUUGUCAUUUUAAUUUGAGUUUUUAUUUACGAAUUAUGCCUAUUCAUAUUAUAAUAUAUUAGUGUGCUUGUAUUUGUGAAGAAUGGCUCCUAGAAGGAAAACUUUGGAUGACAACAGUUAAGGUGCAAGUAAGUCAACUAGCUCAUUAAAUUGGUCUAAGUCCAUGGAUGAUGCUCUUAUUGAUGCAUAUUUGAAUCAAGAUACUCUAGGCAAUAGAGUGGGUGGAACUUUCACUACACACGCUUAUGAUAAUAUCCUUAAGGAACUGAAAGAAAAGUUUCCUGAUAAACCGAUUGACAAGGAUAAGAUUCAAAAUCGGAUGAAGAAUAUCAAAAGGAUUUGGUAUCCAUGUUACGACUUAUUCAAAUAUGGUGCUAGUGGCUUUGGUUGGAAUCCCGCUACGGAAAUGUUCACUGCUAAACCUGAAGUUUGGCAACGCUUGAUUGAGGUGAAACCAGAAGCUGCAGAAUGGAAAAAUAAGCUUUUGUUGAAGAGAGCGAAGUUUACACAUCAUUGGAUAAUAGAGGGAGUUCAUCGUUCAAAUAUUGUUCAACCAUUCUGUGAUUCUCUGCUUGUAUUAUAUUAUAUGAUUGUUGAUUGAUAAAGGGACUAAUAGGCCUAAAAAAGUUGAUGCUAUUUUUAUUGGUUAUGUUGAACAUUCUUAUGCAUUGAGAUUUUUGGUUAUUAAAUCUGAAAUUUCUGGCAUAGAUGUUAAUACUAUUAUAGAAUUUCGUGAUGCUACUUUCUUUGAAAAUGUUUUCCCAAUGAAAACGGGUGUGCCCCAAAAUAUUUCUUUUAAAAAUCAAGAAACCACAUUUAAUUCAAUUCGUGAUCAAGUGGAAAAGAUGACAAAUGUGGGUGUAGAAUCUAGUAGUACUAGUCACGCUAGUUUUGAAUCAAAUGAACUAGAUGAUCCCAAAAGGAGCAAACGGGCUAGGAUCAGAGAAAUGGUGCUAAAUAGGAGCUUAAGUUCUCUUAUGUAAAUAUAUAAGACCUUGACUUUUUUUACUCCUAAAUAGGACCUAAUUUUCCGUGUCUACCAUAUUUGCCCUUAAGUCUUUAUUUUUGCUUCUCACUGUGACCGUGUCAACAAAUUCUCACGCAAGGCAUCUCAAUCUCUUCCAGGGCAGAGGAGCUUGGCCGGUGAUGCAAGCAAGACGGUACGGCGACGCGCCAGUGGCAGUGCAGCGGCUGGACGACACGGCGACAUAGCGGCUGCGAGUCUGCGACGGAAGGCAGUGGCGGAUCUGCCAGGGGGCUGGUGCCCCUGCUUCGGCCAUCAAGCUAGGGUAUAGGCUAUGGUUGUGGAUCCGGAGAAAUGACGAAGUAGCAGGAGUUCUUGGUCUGAAAAUAGCGCGAGUCGGAACGAUGGGUUCCAACUAUGGAAAGAUGAUGCAAAAUUGUGGUCGAAACCAUGGAUUCCGACUGAAGUAGUAAAUUAAUUGGAAGAGUAGCGACUAGCGACUACUACUAUGUGGCUUCAAAAGUUGUAAAAUAAUUAGUGGGUGGAGAUGAACAAUUUCGAAACAAUUGCUACACAUUAAUUUUAGUUGUAAAGUAGAACAACGCAUUUUAAUAAAACUGACAAUAAUUUUGGCA